ACUGUCGCCGGGAUCCAGACAGCGUCAGCGACACAGAGCCAGGCCGCCUCGGGGACCAGCAGACACCUCGGCUCCCUCCCAAGGCUGGUGGAACAUGUUCCCGGGGACGCAGUUUGUAUGACAGUUGCUAGACUAUGUUUCCACUUCUGAUCGUACUCAGCCAGCUGACCAGACUUACCCUCGCGUUUCCUCAUUGCACAAAAAGCCUAAAGGAUUCUGAACAUGCCGGAGAAGAAGUCUUUACAACAAAAGAAGCAGCAAACGUCUUUAUGCACCGCCGCCUCCUGUACAAUAGGUUUGAUUUAGAACUCUUCACUCCCGGGGACAUGGAGAGAGAAUGCUAUGAGGAGUUUUGUAAUUAUGAAGAAGCCAGAGAGAUUAUCGGGGAUGACGAAAAAACGACUACGUUUUGGCGGGAUUAUUCGACUAAAGGACCGACCACACGAUCGGAUGUUAACAAAGAGAAAAUUGAUGUUAUGGGCCUUCUGACUGGAUUAAUUGCCGCUGGAGUAUUCUUGGUUAUAUUUGGCCUGUUUGGUUACUAUCUGUGUAUCACCAAGUGUAACAGGCAGCCGUAUCUGGGUUCUUCAGCUGUCUACACAAGAAGGGCCAGACACACACCCUCCAUCAUUUUCAGAAGCCCGGAGGAGGCUGUCUUACCUUCAUCGCCACCUUUAGAGGACGCAGGACCACCUUCCUAUGAACAGGCAGUAGCACUGACCAGAAAACACAGUGUCUCACCACCACCUCCAUAUCCUGGACCAGCAAAAGGGUUCAGGGUGUUUAAAAAGUCUAUGUCACUCCCGACUCACUAAGCCCACCUUGCCGCCUUGCUAUAAGACAUUCAUGUGGUUUGAAUGAUUUGUUCUCCCUGAAACAAAAAAGAUUUGCCCAUUCAGCUUUUUAUGACAAACUGCAAGGAAUGAAGGAGCAAUACACACUGAACAGAAUCCACCACAGUUCUGCUUUCGGCUCAGACCGGGACUGGAUCUCUAUCAUCUUGGUAAGAGACUUGAACUUCAUUUCCUCGAAGUUAAGAAGAAAGUGCCUUUGUGCAAUGUAUGUUGUACUGGUUCAAAAGUCUGCUAUAGCUAGGUAAUGUGAUGAAUGCCUAUAAUCCUCACACCCAGGAGGCUGACUUGGGAAGGAUGAGAGUUCAAGGCCAGCCUGAGCCCUGUCAAGACCCUGUCUCAAAACAAGACAAAGUUUGUUAAUAAUUAGAAUGAGCAAACUAGGAACCGUCAAUCAUUAAUUUAAUGUCAAAUCAUGAUAUUAGAUCUUCUCUUCAUUAGGAUUUCUUUUUGGCUGAAAAUACUUCACAGAAUUUGACAUUUUGGUGUAGAUCUGUGGCCUUGAUAUAAUCACUUGCUUUUCUGAUUCAAUUGGUGCAGAGCGUCCACCAAAUUUACAGGUCUUAGUUUUUCACUUGCUAUCUAUCAUGUUUCCGUGUGGUAAGAGGUGCCAAGAGGGUUUUGUUGUUGUUCCUAGAAAUUGCUAUUCAUGGGUUUAGGAGACACCUCACUUGGAAAGUGCUUGCCUUGCAACCGUAAGGAUCUGAGUUCAAUCCUCAGUACCCGGGUUUGAAACAAACAAAACCACAAAACAACAACAAAAACCAUGAGUACUUGAUACAUACCUACAAUCCCAGCACUGGGUAGAAGGACAUAGGAGGCCCCCUGGGGUUGGUAGCUAGCCACUGCAGCUGAAUCAGGAACCUCCAAGUUCAGUGAGAAACUCUGUCUCAAAAAUUAAGGUGGAGCCAGUGAGGUGGUGCAUUUACCUUUAAUCCCAGCACUCAAGAGGCAGAGAUCUCUGUGAGUUUAAGGCCAGCCUGUUCUACAUUGUGAGUUCUAGGACAGCUGGAAAGCCUGCCUCAGAAAAACAAAAGCAAAAAACAAUGUCCAGUGGUAGGAGCACAAGCCUUUAAUCAGCAUUCAGGAGGCCAAGGCAGAAGGAUCUCUGUGAGUUCAAGGCUGGCCUGGUCUAUAGAACUAAUUCCAGUACAGUAAGUGCUACACAGUGAAACCCUGUCUCAAAAACCAUUAAAAAAUUAAAUUAAGUUAAAGAUGAGUUAAGGUGGAGAGCAAUUGAAGAAAAUACCAAUAUCAACUUUUGGCCUCUACAUACAUGUGUUCACAUGCAUGUGCACACACACAUGCACAAUAUUGAGCUGGAAGUUGAGGAACAGAAUAGUAGAGGCAAGUGGUUGAGCUCUUACUUCAUAUGUAUGAGGUUAGACUCCUCAGCAAUACCAACUAAAGUCACCAGAAAGCCUUCCCAGCUUGUGUGUGUGUGUGUGUGUGUGUGUGUGUGUGUGUGUGUGUGUGUAUGUGCUGAAGACUGAACCAGAGCAUCACAUAUGCUAAGCACAUGCUGUACCAUUAAGUUAACUCUCAGUCUCCCUCAUUUUUUCUAGUACAUCUUAACACAUGGAAAACAUACUAUAGUUUCAACAGAUACUUUUCUGUUGUAGUCCUAUAAAUGACCAGUUCUUCCUCAGGAAUGUAGAAGAGGAGCUCAGUGGAAAAGCCUGUGCUUAACAUGUGUGCAAGACCCUGGGUUAGAUCCUCAGCACCAAAACAGAAUGAAAAUGUAGCAGAAUGUGACACAAGCGGAGCACACGCUCCCUGACUUACAUGCUUGUCUAUUUCAGUGACUCACAAGCAGAGCACACACUCCCUGACUUACAUGCUUGUCUAUUUCAGUGACUCACAAGCAGAGCACACACUCCCUGACUUACAUGCCUGUCUAUUUCAGUGACUCACAAGCAGAGCACACACUCCCUGACUUACAUGCUUGUCUAUUUCAGUUCAUUUGCUUGUCAUGUGUCAAGGUAUAUAUGCUCUGGGGUCAAGGAACUUGAACUCUUGAAAAAUUGACUAGACACCAGGCAAGGUGGUGCACACCUUUAAUCUCAGCACUCGGGAGGCAGAGGCAGGCAGAUCUCUGUGAGUUCGAGGCCAGCCUGGUCUACAGAGUGAGUUCCAGGAUAGGCUCCAAAGCUACACAGAGAAACUCUGUCUCGAAAAACCAUAAAAAGAAAGAAAAGAAAAGUUGACUAGAAAAAAUAUUUGUGGUCUUCUUUGUUGUUUGUUUCUGUCAGACAUUUCCCUAUUCUUUAAGAUCCUUUAUAAAUUGUUACUUUGUUUUAUGAUGUUAUAGAGUUGAGAUUGCAACCUUGCUUGCAUUUGAUAAUUACACCCAAAUUAAAUAUUUAGAAAAUCCACAUCAUUUUGCAGUGUGUGUGAAUGUGAA
Molecule: messenger RNA, 3255 nt
Organism: Peromyscus eremicus (cactus mouse)
Lineage: Eukaryota; Metazoa; Chordata; Mammalia; Rodentia; Cricetidae
Gene: Prrg4
Product: proline rich and Gla domain 4
Exons: 6
Coding region: 135-815 (226 amino acids)
Cellular component (GO): extracellular region
Molecular function (GO): calcium ion binding
Source: RefSeq, a predicted model, not a curated record